AUGAAGACCUUUAUAUGGAUGCUUGGCGCGAUAGGCGUUUCAAGCUUCAAUCUCGACCCUACUCCACCCAACAACUACACCACCUCCACCAAGGGUUGUCCCUGUUUCUUCGAUCAGAAGAAAACCACUGAAUGCCCUUGCUGCGUCGAUGAAAAUUCCUGCCCAUGCUCCUGGCCUUACGACGACAGAUGUGGAGAUUGCAAUACCGGACACGGUUGCCUUCCGGAGCCGAUCAAUAUUGAUACGCUUUCCGAUCGCGGUUGCACUUGUCAGGAUGACGAUAUUUUCGGGCUAGAGAAGGGGAGCUGCGCUUGUUGUACACCCUACAGUCAUUCCGGGAAGCACAUUUGUCCCUGCGCAUAUCCUUAUCAUCAUAUGUGUGUCGAGUGUAGUGAAGCCCAAAGCUGCGGAAACCACAUCGAAGCCGCUCUGUACCAAGAACUGUACCCAAACUACUUCAAACCAGUCCAAGCAUCGGAAUCACUAAUGCUCUCUGACGUGAGAUCCGAUCGUGAAAUCGCGCCGGGGUCGAACAUCUGCCACGAAAUUCCACACAAGAUCGAGAACGGUUUUACAAUUUGCGACAAAAUCCCAAAAAAGGGAAAAGCAUGCGUGUUCUUCUGCGAUGAUGGUUACCAAAGAGUGGGAAAUUACAGGGCGGAGUGUGUGUGCUCGGAGCUGGGAUGUAACUGGAAUGAUGAGCCGGGCUAUGAGAUGCCGUAUUGCGUCAAGGAUGCCUGUGCAGAUGAGCCUUGUCAGAAUGGAGGCACUUGCAAAGCUGAUGAAGAUGGAUUUACUUGCGAUUGUAAGCCGGGAUACCUUGGAACUCUCUGCGAAGUCGAACUGAUGGCGGAUUUUGUCGGCGGUCUAUUCGGCGAUGAUAUCAUGGAAGAACCAAUGAGCUCACCAACCGACGCUCCUGAGUUCCGUGUCGUUUCUCCUCAGACCACGACUACUGCUGUAAGAGAAUAUGACGAAGAGGAAGAGGAGGAGGAAGAGGAAGAUGUUCAAUCGACUUCUGUUGGGCGAUUCGCGAGACGAAAAAAAUUCGGAAAGAAUAAAGAUCGAAAUACGUGCCCGCCCUUGGACGGCGGCGAAAAUGGAGGACUCAGGUGCACAAAAGGCUUUAAAAAAUCUUCUACUUGUCAUUUGGUCUGCGAUGACGGUUUUACUCCGUCAAAUACGAAGUUCUCUAAGCCCAGAUGCAUCUGCAAUUCCAAUAGAUGCUCCUGGGACCGGUCAAACUCGUUCAAGCUGGCAAAAUGCUCCGCUUGGCCAAAACCAGAAGGCGAAAACGUGAACGACGCGAUUGUCAACAGCGAUAAUAGUCAACGAAUGUUCGUUCAACAAACGAAAUGCCCUCCUCUGACAAAACCGGCGAAUGGAAAUGUUCGUUGCACAGAAGUCAACAAAGAUGGGUCUCGAUGUCAGUUUUUGUGCAAAUCUGGAUUCAAUGUUUCGAAAGCUAGAUUUGCCCGCUGCGCAUGUGUUGAUGGCAAAUGCAUGUGGAACAAGGAAGAAUUUUACACAGAACCACUUUGCGAGGACAAAGAUGAAUGUGCUCUUGGAAAUCAUAAUUGCGCCGCGGACAUGCAUUGUGUCAACAAACCUGGAUCAUUUUUUUGCGUGGAAUCUGAUUCCCAAGUCCUCCGACGAUGCGAUUCAAAUCCUUGCGGACGAGCUGGAAUUUGCUCGAUAACUGCCGCGGGCUACAGAUGCGAGUGCAAAGAUGGAUUCAGAUUUGCUCAAGGAACAUGUGUCGAUGUUGACGAAUGCGAAGUUGGCAUUGAUAAGUGUUUUUCAAAAGCGAUGUGUGAGAACUUCGAAGGUGGCUAUUCGUGCAGAUGCCCAUCCGGCUAUGGUGAUGGUUUGACCGAGUGCUUAGGGUCAAAGGACGAUUUGACUUGCACUCAAAAACGCAGUUUCCGAACAAAUCCCCUCCCAAACUACGUUGCUCCCAACGCUUGCUGCCUUUCCACCCCGUUCAACACCGAUUUGAACUGCUGCUGCGAAGGAAAAUUGCACCCAAUUGAUGGCUGCCCCUGCAUGGCCGCCGAUUAUUCUGACAUUCAAUAUUAA
This is a messenger RNA of Oikopleura dioica, 2079 nucleotides long. Lineage: Eukaryota; Metazoa; Chordata; Appendicularia; Copelata; Oikopleuridae. The record is from the annotation of a GenBank genome assembly.